Molecule: messenger RNA, 2951 nt
Organism: Dromaius novaehollandiae (emu)
Lineage: Eukaryota; Metazoa; Chordata; Aves; Casuariiformes; Dromaiidae
Gene: PIM3
Product: Pim-3 proto-oncogene, serine/threonine kinase
Exons: 6
Coding region: 576-1547 (323 amino acids)
Biological process (GO): protein autophosphorylation; regulation of mitotic cell cycle; negative regulation of apoptotic process
Cellular component (GO): cytoplasm
Molecular function (GO): ATP binding; protein serine/threonine kinase activity
Source: RefSeq, a predicted model, not a curated record
UAUUGGGAGUUAAGAGGCGGCUCCGCGGCGUCGCCGGCUCAGAAGUGAGCGGGCAGCAAGGCGGCGCGGCGCGGCUCCGCUCCCUGCGCCCGCCACGACUCCACUGCGGCGCCGGCACAGCGGCCCCCGGCAGCUCCCCGCAGGGGCGGAUUUUACACGCGGCGUUGCAGCCCCCGGUGCCGCCUGCGUGUGCUGCUGAUCCUGCGUGCGUGCAUGCUUCUCGGUGCGCGUGUUGGCACUGUGCUCGCCGGUCGGAAGAGGAAGAGAAUCUUUCUCCCUAUUUAUUUUUUUUCCCGAAGGACUCCGUAUUGUUUCGACUUGGAUUCUCUGCCGGCUGUUUAUUUCGGGAAGUGCCCGUCGGUCUCUGCUACGGCGCGAAGCGGCGUCGGCGGAGGAAGGAGCGAGCCGCGCCGCCCGCAGCCGCUCGGAAGGUCUCCCGGCCCGCCCGCCGCGAUUCCGGCUGGGCGCGGAGCCUGACCGCUGCUCCCCGCCCGCCCGGCUUCUGACUGAGCAGCUCGCCCGGUGGACGCCCUAAAUUUCGUUGCGGGGGAUUUUUCGUGUUCCCUCUCCGGAAGAUGUUACUCUCCAAGUUCGGCUCGCUGGCUCACAUUUGCAGCCCCACCAGCAUGGAUCACUUGCCGGUGAAGAUCCUGCAGCCAGUGAAAGUGGAGAAGGAGCCUUUCGAUAAAGUCUACCAAGUGGGCUCCGUGCUGGGCAGCGGGGGCUUCGGCACCGUGUACGCGGGCAGCAGGAUCGCCGACGGCUUGCCGGUCGCCGUGAAGCAUGUGGUGAAGGAGAGAGUGACCGAGUGGGGCACGAUUGGCGGCGUCAUGGUGCCCUUGGAGAUUGUCCUCCUGAAGAAGGUGGGCUCCGGCUUCAGGGGGGUCAUCAAGCUGCUGGACUGGUACGAGCGGCCCGACGGCUACCUCAUCAUCAUGGAGCGGCCGGAACUGGUGAAGGACCUCUUCGACUUCAUCACGGAGAAGGGUGCGCUCGACGAGGACACGGCCCGCGGCUUCUUCCGACAGGUCCUGGAGUCGGUGCGCCACUGCUACGGCUGCGGUGUGGUGCACCGGGACAUUAAGGACGAGAACCUGCUGGUUGACCUCAGGACCGGCGAGCUGAAGCUAAUCGACUUCGGGUCAGGGGCCCUCCUCAAGGACACAGUCUAUACUGACUUUGAUGGAACGAGAGUAUACAGCCCUCCAGAGUGGAUCAGAUACCAUAGAUACCAUGGGAGGUCAGCAACAGUGUGGUCUCUGGGAGUUCUGCUGUAUGAUAUGGUUUGCGGAGAUAUUCCUUUUGAACAGGAUGAAGAAAUCUUGAGGGGGCGGUUAUAUUUCAGGAGAAGAAUUUCACCUGAAUGUCAACAGCUGAUCAAAUGGUGCCUUUCAUUGAGGCCUUCAGACAGACCAACACUUGAGCAAAUUUUUGACCAUCAAUGGAUGCACAAAUCUGAAGUAGUGAAGUCUGAGGACUGUGACAUAAGGCUACGGACCCUUGAUACUGAUGUAUCUAGCACAAGUUCAAGUAAUGAGAGUCUGUGAAUUACUAAGGACCUCGCACUGGGAGGGGAGCUACAAGCAGAAAGACCACAGUGCUGCUGCCAAUACGUAGGAGGGGCUAGAAAAAUGCAUUCAUUAUUCUGUAGUUGAAUCUUUGUCUGAGGGACUUGAUUUUAUUUUCCCCUUUUGCUGGUUUCUGCUUUGGAAUGAGAGAUUUCCUUUGGAAACGCUGAUAUUUGGGAGUUGCAGGCCAGUACUUAGUCAAAGACUGACCUUAUUAAGAAAGCAGUGACCUCUUGAAUACAUGGUAAACUUUUUUGCUCUCAUAGAGCCUGGACUAGAUUUUAUUUGCUUUUGAGUGCCUUUUUGAAAGCUGCUUCAGUGGGACUUUCUUUUUUGAGCUGUGUAUGUCCAAAGAAGAUCCAGUUCAUUAUAGGAAUUUGCUUCCUUCAGACUCAGUGCUGAAGGAAGCAGCUCCUAUGAUGCAUUGGAGACCAUGUUCGGUGAUUGAAUGAAGUAGUCCCAUCCACUGGUGAUGGAAUACUUGAACACAGACAUUUCACUCCUGCCCCCUCUGCCCUUUCCAAAUCCAACCCACCUCUGCUGCUCAAAAUAUUUCCUAUAGCCUGCACAGAAAUAUGAACAGGUAUAUCAGCUUUUUUUUUAAUCAGAAACAUUUAUUCAUGUUUCCUUUUAUCAUCUCUACCACUGGGCAUGAGAAGCCCCUUUCUCAACUCCCCUCAGCCUUUUGUCACCCUGCGAGUCUUAAAGUAUGUAUGGGCAUGUUGAAUGCACAAUCAAUGCAAUAUUCAAGGACUUUACUUUUUUUCCAUACCUGUAUAAUGUGUUUAUGUAAACUUGGUUUUCCCAUGUACUAUACAGUUAUUUAUUGUUUGAAGUUUAGAAGACCUCCCACAGGUUUCAGCUGUGGCUAUUUAUUUGGUUAAUUUAUUUGGUUAGAGUUAUUCAACACUGUGCUUUCCCCCCUCCUCCUCCCCAUGGGAAUUCUAGUGGUUUGCCCAUGGCACUUCUUUUCUGCAUUCCUGUCAACUUUUGUUUGAAAAAAGACGACAAAAAAAAAUCUGACCUUAUCAAUUUUUUUGGAAGACAGAAAAUUGUUGUACAAAGUCUAAUUUAAGGGAAAUAGAAUGACUUUUUAAAGUUAGUCAGUAUGCCUUUUGUCUGGUAUUAUUUUACCAGAAAUGUAAAGUAAUGCUGUUUGGAAGGGUUUUAAAUUAUUGACAUUGUACAGUCUCCGUGCAUUGGCUCUGGAAGGUAGAGUGGCAGAGUCAUAAACCUUAAUUUAUUUUAAUAGCUGUGUUUCUGUGAUCUGGUUGCAUUUAUGCAGCUUGGAUUUGGAUUUUUUCUUCUGUUUAACAGUGUGAAAUGUAUGGAGAUCAUAUUUUUUUAUACAGGUAUUUCAAUUAAACUUUUUUGUAUAUAACA